AUGGGGCAUCGCGUGCUCGCGGCGCUGCUUGUGCUGCAUGCUGCUGCGCUCUAUUUGUUCACUACAGGCUUCUUUCUCACCCGCUUCGAAGUGUCGGAUCUCAGCAGUUGCCAAGCGUCUCCAUCAGAUAUCAACGCUGUGCCAACGCACCUCCGUGGCGGUCAUGAAGAAGACCUUCCCAGCUCCGACGACGGUGCGUCCGAAGGUUGCUGGAUGCCUCGACGCUUCCGCCGCGUUGUUUUCGUGGUGAUUGACGCGCUGCGAUUCGACUUUGCAGCCACCGGUUCAAGCGCUCAACAGUCGUCGUUUUAUAGCGAUCGACUACCGAUUCUUAAUGAAACUUUGAUCAGUGAACCGGAGCAUGCGUUGCUGCUGAAGUUUGUGGCCGACCCACCCACGAUGACCAUGCAACGAUUAAAGGGCUUAACUACUGGAUCGCUGCCGACUUUCUUGGAUAUUAAGGACAAUAUGGCAGCUAGCAGUCAGAUUGUGGAGGACAAUUUGCUGCGUCAACUGCGUGCUCAGCAACGCGGCGUGGUGUUCAUGGGAGAUGACACGUGGGACUCGCUGUACGCUCGGGAGUUCACGAGGAAAUUUGCUUUCGACUCGUUCAAUGUCAAGGAUUUGCACUCGGUGGAUCGUGGAGUGACGAAGCACCUAUUUCCUGAGCUGCAGAAGCCGGACUGGGACUUGUUGAUCGCGCACUUCUUAGGAGUCGAUCAUGUCGGACAUACACAUGGACCCAGCUCUGUCUUUAUGGCUGAAAAACUGGAUGAGAUGAAUGGUGUUUUAAAGAAGUUGUUGCAGACGCUGAAAGAAAUGCCUGAUGGGGAUGACGUGCUGUUGGCUGUGCUGGGAGACCACGGCAUGUCGGCUGACGGUAACCAUGGUGGCGCUAGUGAUGAGGAGACUGGUGCCGCGUUGUUCCUAUACAGCAAGGCAGCACUUGUUGCUACUGGAAGGGAAGAUGAUAGCGAAGACGCAAAGGAGAUGAAGAAAUAUGCUGAGAGAAUACUUGACAGUUCACGAGAAGUGCCGCAAGUGGACUUAGUUCCCACACUAGCGCUGCUAAGCGGUUUACCUAUUCCGUUUGGUAACCUGGGGAGUGUGAUUCCGUCGCUGUUUUUCGUACCUCCAACAUCAACUGAGAGGGGCGGAAGCAGCGCGUUAUCCGCGUUCCAGUCGCUGAAUCGGGCUCUACGACUAAACCUUGAUCAGGUGCGGCGUUAUCUUUUCAGAUACUCGUCCGCUUCCAAGCUGCCUGAGCGAGCGUACGAUCAGCUCGAGCGAAUCUUUGUGGAUAUCAAGCGUAUUGAAGACCAACUUGAACAGGUACAAGAAGGUGACACAUUCUCGAAGGCAGACCUUCCGCUGUUGUUGCGACUCCACGAAGACUUGGCUAAGCAACAGCACCAUUAUCUGCGCGAAGCGUUGUCAUUGGGACGCUCCAUUUGGACACAAUUUGACUUGUGCAGCAUGGGCUGGGGGAUGGUGCUUCUCGCGUGGUCGUUCUUUAUCGGCGCUACAUCCACUAGACUUGUAAGUGCUUCAGGUGAAGGCAACUCAUGGAGCCCUCCGCUAAGCGUUGUCGUGCUUGUCGGAGGCUUGCUCUUCUUUUGUCCAGCAGGUAUAAAUCUACCACUCCUCCCCGCAGCUCCACUUUCGCGAGGACUGGUAGCAGCUUCUUGUGCCGGUCUGAUUGACAUGACUUGGUACCUUUUGGCUCGAAGACAAAUCAGAGCUACCAGGAGUAUUCGCAGUCCAGCAACAAGUGGAAGAACACUGUUUUCUUCUGUUUCAGCGGCGGGGGUGGUAGCUGCUCUUAUUGUGAUACUUCAUGCGUUAGCUCUGCUCUCCAACAGCUACAUCGUAGCCGAGGGCAACGUUAUGCAAUUCCUGUCGGCGACGACUGGGUUCUUCUUGCUCACAUGUGCGCAGCGCUUAACUGAUCACCGAAGUGCUGCCACGGGUGCUGCGCUAGCUUUCAUUUUUGCAACACGACUGAGCAGCGCACUGGAACCACCCAAUAUUAUCAAGGCGACUGCGACGUUGGGAAGAACUUUUGCUCCGUUGACUGCGAUAGCAGUACUCGCUGUUGGAUCUUCCGUUCAAACGGUCAAGUACACCGGACACAAGCUGUCCCUGAUGAGCCGACUAAUCCUCGUAUCGUCGACGGCGAGCUAUUUGGUGUGCGCGAUCUUUUGGGCUGCUUCGCCCAUACAAGUGUCCUUCUGGAGGAUGUGGCUACCGCGCAUCGUUUACUUGAUCUUCCUGGGAACGCUGGUUUGUCUUCUGGUGCGCGUACUUCGACAACCAAAGUACCAAAGUGGCAACGAACUCUCAAGGCAUGAACAUCUUCUCUUGCUCUGGCAGCUCGUUCCAGCGUUUAUGUUAGUGCUUGGGCCUACAUCACCGCUGUCAGUGCUGUGUCUCGUGGCACAAUGUCUGAGCUUCUCGUUUAUUGUCACGUGUUGCCGAUCCGCUUCUCCGACAACAUUCGGAGACAUCACGCCCUGGGUGUUGCUCUGGGCAUCAUGUUCCUACCAAGCGUUCUUCACAAGUGGACACGCCAACACAUUCACGAGUUUGCAGAACGCAGCGGGCUUUGUGGGGUUCGACACCUUCAAUUUCUACAUCGCGGGAGCUUUGCUUGGUCUCAAUACUUUCGGUUGCUUCGCGUUGGCUGUACUGGCGCUGCCUUGGCUAAACUGGAGGCAGCACCAACCCCAGUCGAGUGGAGUCAAUACGCUUCUCGCAUUCCCGGCCUAUUUCUCGCUUAACGCAUUAGUGUCAACACUAUUUGUCGCGCUACAGCGAAGGCAUCUGAUGGUUUGGGCCAUCUUCGCCCCCAAGUUCAUCUUCGACGGAGUAGUGUUGCUGGUCACAGAGUCUCUGCUGCUUCUACUGCUUGCACCGUUUUCAAAUCAGGAGUCGAUCAAGUCGCAUAGAUUAGAGUAA
Phytophthora nicotianae INRA-310 is the source of this 2958-nucleotide messenger RNA. RefSeq lists its product as hypothetical. Bases 1 to 2958 code for a protein of 985 amino acids. Lineage: Eukaryota; Oomycota; Peronosporomycetes; Peronosporales; Peronosporaceae. The transcript has a single exon. Gene Ontology annotation, cellular component: endoplasmic reticulum membrane. Gene Ontology annotation, biological process: GPI anchor biosynthetic process. The record is from RefSeq and is a predicted model, not a curated record. Gene Ontology annotation, molecular function: mannose-ethanolamine phosphotransferase activity.